AUGGCUCAACUGGGUUUAAAAUUACUGAAAAAAAUUACUGAACAAGAAAAAGAAGCAUUUGUUUCAUUCUUUAAUGCAAUUUAUAUGGGUAAAAAACCUUCCCGAGAUGAAUUAAUUCAAGUUGCAAGAUUAUUUAAAAAUGAUCAUGUCUUGGAUAAUUUAUCUCGUCCUCAAUUGGCAGCAAUGGCAAAUUAUAUGAGUUUAAGACCAUUUGGUACUGAUACUAUUUUAAGAUAUCAAAUUAGGCAUCGUUUAUUAACGAUUAUUAAAGAUGAUAAAGCCAUUGAUUAUGAAGGGGUUGAUAGUUUAACUAUUCCUGAAUUACAAUUAGCUUGUAAUCAAAGAGGAAUUAAAACUAGUGAUGUUUCACCUGGUAGAUUAAGAGAAGAUUUAGAAACUUGGUUAGAUUUAAGAUUAAGACAAAAAAUUCCAUCUACUCUAUUGAUUUUAUCAAGUGCUUAUACUUAUGGUGAAAAAGGUAAUAGUAUUGAAAGUUAUUAUGAUGCCUUGUUGGCAGUAUUAAGUUCUAUUCCUGAUGAAGUUUAUAAUGUUGCUAAAUUGGAUUUAUCUGAUGAUUCUAAAUUGAAAUUAAAUAUUUUGAAAGAACAAGAGGAAUUAAUUGAAGAGGAAAAUCAAAGAGAAAAAGAUACAGUUACAAAAUUGAAAGAUGAUAUUAAAUUGGAUGAAUAUGAAGAAACUGCCACUGAUGGUAUGAAACUUGAAGCUCCUGAAGUUAGCCAUACAACACCUAAAUUGGAAGAAGUACCUGUGACAUCAUCAGAAUCAUCCUCAGAAUCAAAAGAAGAAGUAAAGUCAAAGUAA
Molecule: messenger RNA, 822 nt
Organism: Hemisphaericaspora subhashii
Lineage: Eukaryota; Fungi; Ascomycota; Pichiomycetes; Serinales; Debaryomycetaceae
Gene: MRS7
Product: Mrs7p
Exons: 1
Coding region: 1-822 (273 amino acids)
Biological process (GO): intracellular monoatomic cation homeostasis
Cellular component (GO): mitochondrial inner membrane
Molecular function (GO): ribosome binding
Source: RefSeq, a predicted model, not a curated record